Molecule: messenger RNA, 4660 nt
Organism: Blastomyces gilchristii SLH14081
Lineage: Eukaryota; Fungi; Ascomycota; Eurotiomycetes; Onygenales; Ajellomycetaceae
Product: ubiquitin-40S ribosomal protein S27a
Exons: 5
Coding region: 2888-3352 (154 amino acids)
Biological process (GO): modification-dependent protein catabolic process; translation; protein ubiquitination
Cellular component (GO): cytoplasm; ribosome; nucleus
Molecular function (GO): protein tag activity; structural constituent of ribosome; ubiquitin protein ligase binding
Source: RefSeq, a predicted model, not a curated record
CUUUCCCCACGAAAACGAACUAGUCAGCACCCUAAUAAGCUAGCACCACCAUAUCGGCGAGUGGGAAGAAUAGGACUAGUUCUUACCAUAUCAUAAAACGUAUCACAGUUCAUUAUCCACCUCCGAAGAAAAACUGCUAAAAAAAUCCUCAGAAUACUGUGAGAAUGAUCCUGAGAAAAAUUGGUUACUAAGGCCAAGAUCGGCAACGUUAUCACAUUGGGUAGGAGUAGUAGCGAGGAAGAGGUCAGAUUCAUAUCCCGAGGAGGUAGAGUUCCCUGGCUCCAUUGGAAGACUUCCGAUCAUGGACGGAAUUUGGAGUGAAGCAAGGUCAUUCUCUUCAAAGGUUGUGGACAGAGAAGGAGGGGUGGUAUCCUGGCUGCAGGUGAAGACGUCAAAUUCUAAACCGUGAGCAGCGGCGAAAGUGGGUUCUGCUGGCGACAGAAGCAAAAACUGGGAAGAGAUUGGGCGUUCUUUUUUAAUUGGAGUUGGAGAGCCUGGGCAAAGAAGCGAGAUAUCUGGGAUUUCUUCUGGGAUAUCAUCGAGGGGUCUUUUCGUUGGGGACAGAGACAGAAAGUUACGGUCCAUGGUAGGCGUCAUUGAACGGAAGCUUCUAGUGGGCGAUGGAACAUUUCCGGUACUGAAUCCGGGAGAGGCAGGAGGUGUGAAAGUGAAGACGUCGGGAGGUAAGCCGAAUCCAUCACUGUAUUCGGAAAUCGAGUUGGCAUAGGACUUCUCGCUUGCCGCAAUGCGCGACCUGGUAGCUUCGUCCUGCCCUGGUCUGUGCUUUCGUGGUCUCCCACGUUUGACCACUUUUCUUAUAGCACCCUUAAACGCACCGCUGCACAUGCCUCGUUGUUUAUGUCUUGUUAGGGCAUCCUGACGGGCAAAGCUAUUACCACACUCGCACGGGUAGGGCUUAAUUCCCGUAUGGAUUUUGGCAUGUCGUUUUAGAUCGUGGCCGCGGACAAAACAUUUGUUGCAGUGGUUGCACUUGAACUGUCUAUCCCCGAGAUGGGUCUGGACAUGAGAUUUAAUGUUUUCUUUCCUGCCAAACCUUUUGUUACAACCUCCAUACGUACACACCCACUUUUUGUCGACAUCUGGACCCUCAAUAAACGCAGCAAUGUCGUCAAGGGUGAUACCGGUCUCCUCAAUUGAAGCGUCAAUGUUGGCAUCCAAAUUCAAAUCAGCAAUCGAUACGGGUCUCGGCGACAAAGGCGCCUUCAGUGGUGAUGAACGUGAACUUGAGUUGGCAGUUUGAUUAUAUGCGGGAAUGAGAGGAAUAGCUGGCAUAAUUGGCACUUUUGGCCGAGCGGAGCUUUUGUCGGCUCCUUCGCACUGCGUGCCGCCGGUAGCCUGAUUCUGUGAGCUAAAAGAGGAGUGGACAGGAGAAGACGGUAAGUUAAAAGUGACCGCGGAGCUUUUUGAAUCCUCAUUAUGGUGGAAAGUGAAAUCGGAGAAUACGUCAUCUCCAAAGUCUGGUAAAGGAGUGGUAAAGCUAUCGAAGGAGUUGAAGAAUACAGGAUUGGUUGUACAGGGAGCAUGGUCUCUCUGCUGGGUGAAAUUGCUUCCAACGACCCCUUGCAGUGACCUCGUACGUUGCAUAGACGAGGAACCGCCCAAGUCUACACUGCGCCUGGCAUGUCUUCUAGUUGGCGAUAGCUGAGCACUCUUGGCAUUUUGGAAAAAAUCUUUUGAUCGCCGAAAGGGCGUAGUUGCCGGCGUCAAUGGAAGUGAAUCUUUCUGAUGUUAGCCUUAUUCCCUUACUUUACAGUAUAAAACAAGCAAGAAGGCUCACCUGGCCCUGUCUGCUUCUUUGGAGUGCUUGGUCGUUGGGCUGCAGGGCGUUCGUGAUGCUGAUGGGCGAUAUCUAACUGCGGCAGGCUAGGGCUCAUUACAAGCUGUCUAGAUGGAGGUGCAUAAUGACGUCGUCCUAACACACCGGCGUCGAUACUUGAGCCUCUUCGAUGUGAGUGAUAUUCCCGCAUAUUUGUCUCGACCGCAUGAAAGCUAGAAAUGCUAGAAAUCCCGACUUUUCUGUGUUUUGUAUAUGCUGCCUCUCCGCCCUGCUCGAUGUAUAGUUAUUUCCAGAUUGCAGCAGGAUAUCUAUUGUACCGACUGAUGAAUUCAAGGUAUUCAGUGGGCCCAAAUGCUUUUGCAUACAACCUUUCAAUUAAACAACAUACAGAGGCAAACGGGGAGGGAGUAGGUUUGAACAACCAUGACCUGAGAAAGAUUUGAAGAAGUUUAAGCUGAGAGAGUUAACAAUGUUAGGGCGCGAUUAUCCAUAAUCAUAAUACUUAAUAUAUCGAAUAUCCCACCCACAAACUCUGAAUCGAGAUGGGGAGAAUAUAAAUGGGUCUCUAGGACGGGACCAAACGGGGAUGCAAGAGAGGUUCACCCUUCCAAGUACUCACAAGCUGUAGUAGUAUACUGGAGCGCGAUGAAGCAGACUAUACGAGGUGGUAGAGUAGUAUUGGUGUAAUUCGGUAAUAGUGUAUGAAAAUGGAAAAGAAAAAAAAAAACGGAUUAAAAAUGCAGGAGACUGACAAUGGGAAUUGAAUUGAACAGCUCCGUUGCCAUUGAGCAAUGUCGUUGUCUGGGUGUCGCUGUACAGAGCGAUCUGAGAUCGGUGCUACUCCAAAACAAAAGAUUGUUGGCCUAGCAACGCCUGAUCGGGGUUUAGCGUACUUCAGCCCUGUGGGUUAUUAAUCACGUGAUAUUUCGCUCCGUCCCGAAAGAAUAUCACGUGAGCCACACAACCCUCGCUUCGAUCCAUAUCUCCACGUUGAACAAAUCCAGUCCAGUACUUUGGGAGAAGAACAUCAUCAAGCAACGAUUUGCACAGGAAGGUUGAGGAAGACAACUUGUCGAGGCCUCCGUCAAAAUGCAGAUCUUCGUAAAGACCCUUACGGGCAAGACUAUUACCCUUGAAGUGGAGUCGUCCGACACCAUCGACAAUGUCAAGAGUAAAAUCCAGGACAAGGAGGGAAUCCCCCCCGACCAGCAACGCCUGAUCUUCGCCGGCAAGCAGCUCGAGGAUGGCCGUACCCUUUCUGACUACAACAUCCAGAAGGAGUCGACCCUUCACCUCGUCCUGCGUCUACGCGGUGGUGCCAAGAAGCGCAAGAAGAAGGUCUACACCACCCCGAAGAAAAUCAAGCACAAGCGCAAGAAGACCAAGCUUGCUGUUCUCAAAUACUACAAGGUCGAUGGCGAUGGGAAGAUCGAGCGUCUGCGCCGCGAGUGCCCUACUCCUGAGUGCGGAGCCGGUGUUUUCAUGGCUGCCAUGCACAACCGCCAGUACUGCGGAAAGUGCCAUCUCACCUACGUCUUUGACGAGUCCAAAUAAAUCGAUGGGGAUUUUGGGAGCUAAGGGACUGGGGAAUAAUAAUUUUACCUGGCCCUGUGUUUAGAUUAUUGAACAAUCGAAUUCAGAUACUUUUAACUACUUCUAUGUUUCUGCUUGUUUCAGCUGCACCUAUCCAUCGAACAAAGUGUAAGUAAUCGCAAACGUAUAUAUAUCAUUGCUAUCAUACACUCCGGGUCUUGUUUUCUCCCCGAUUUAUCGCUAUACACAAAAAAAUAGGCAUGAGGUCUCAUGAAUAAAACGUAAGGAACAUGCUCCAACACAAUAUCUCAUCAUCCUUGGUCAUCACAACCCCUCAAGAAAUCUUCACAAAAUGCUCGCAGAACCUGAAAGGAAAGUUAAUAAAUGCCUAACAUUAGGGGAAAAUACAAAGCCAUUCGUAACAUGUUCCUCUAGAUAGAGUGAAGGAUAUCUCUCAAUGGUCAUAUAACACGCCUCCGUCUAAUCAUGGGGGAACUGGGCCCUUAGGUUGUCAUACUGACUCUCCGGAUAUGAUAGAGCAUUUUCCUGUGUAUCCAAAUUCCCGCUAACCCCUUCGACAAAAGUGCCUAUAAGACUUCCUUUGUCCUUCUCCGCGCUCCUGGGAUCCCGAUCACCGCUCGCCUCCCACCACAUGCCACCACCGAGCCCCUUGUUAAUGAUAUAUCUCGUCUUCUCCUCCACCAUCGCCACGGUAUCGUACGAAAUCAUCGUGCGAGUAGAUAAAUCAUAGCUCCAUGAUGCACCGCAGCCGUCUUUCUCAAGGGAGUCCAAAUAUUCCACUGCUCCCGACUUUGGGAGCACUUUGUAGUCCCAAAUCCCCGGCUCAAAGCUGCCGCCACCCCCAUUUCCAUGGAAGGGAGUUCCAGGGCCAUCGGUGUUGGCGAAUGCGCGCCCAUAUAAUGGCAUGCCCAAAACUAUUUUAGAGGGUGGUACUCCACCAACACCAGUGUAAUACUCUAAGGCUGCCUCGGUGGAGAAAGGGGUGGAUUUAGGAUUGGACUUGGAACCGUCAAUGUUUGAUUGAUGACCAGCUAUCUCGUCCCAGCUUCCAGAGUAGUCAUAUGCCAUUAAAUUGUAGAAGUCCACAAGGGUGGUCAUUUCUUGGAGGCGGAGCUUCUCAAAAUUUUGCGGACCUAAAUAAUGUACCCAACAAUAAUAAGUCAAGUGGAGAUUUUUUAGUAACUGAGUAAAUAAUACAUACCCGCUGGGGAAGCGACGGUUAGAAAGAACCUGCGAUCCUUGGCUACUGCAUCAAGCUUCUAGAGAAACAAUAUUAUUAUUAGUAUGGCAAUGGGAUGGCUGAGGUCA